AUGGCAAUUAGAAAAACAAUAGUUCGUACUGAAUCACUUUCAACAGAUCGUGUACAUGGUUAUUUUGAUGAUGAUAUAGUCACAUGUCCAAUCUGUACAAAUAUUCUUUCGAAACCUGUAACUUGCAAAACAUGUGAAAAUUCAUUCUGUUUAAAAUGUAUUCGUUUAUGGCUUAAUGAAAAACCAAAUUCAUGUCCAUUCAAUUGUCAUUUUCAAGAACGGAAACCUCCACCAAUUCUUAUUAAAUUAUUGUCAAAAUUGAAAUUAAAUUGUCAAUAUAACUUAAAUGGUUGCACAAUUUUAAUACCUUAUGAAGCAUUAGAAAAGCAUGAAUUACAUGAAUGUUUAUUUCGAUUAACACAAUGUUCUAAUUGUUCAAAAGAGAUGCUAUAUAAUGAACUUGAAGAUCAUCAAAAUAAUGAUUGUUUACCAAAACAAUUAACAUGUUUAAUAUGUGAUACCAUGUAUUAUCAGAAAGAAGGACAUGAAUACAUAGAUUGUUUACAAAAGCAAGUGCAGAUUAUGGAUGCAGCAACGAGAUCACCUGGCAAAAAACCACUAAGCCAACAUCCAUUUGCUAAAAGACUUCGUCUGUUACAUGCAAGAGAACAGACAAAUGAAAAUUAUGCACAAAGAAUACAAUCACAAAAUGAUACUCAAGAUUUUACACCAUCGGCUCCAAUAUACCAGCCUCCUUCACCGCAACCUUCUCAUUCAGAAUCAAUGGCAGCAGCAGCAGCAAGUGUAAGACCAUCAAAUGAAACAUUACGAAUUUCUACUAUAAACUUUUCUAAGAUUCCUAACGCAAAAAAAGAAGGUGACCAUAUACCAAAUGGUUAUGCUGCUUUUAAUUGGGAAAAUAUUUAUUAUAUGUUUGAAGAACAUGUACGUAAUAAAAGUCAAUUACAAGGAUUUAUCAAUGCAUAUACGAAUUCAAGAACAUGUGUUGCUUAUAAUGGGAGAGGAAAUGCAAUGUCAAUAUUUUUACCUAAUACACGACAUACAUUUGGUCUUCAUUCAUUCGAAGCGAUGUCAGUUUAUCAUGACAAUUUUAAAUUAACAAUAACAAGUUAUCGUUCUAAUGAUGUAUUUAGUGUUAAAAAUAUUAUUUUGACGAAAAAACCAACUCUCUUUGAAAUAAAUUGGGAACAAAUUGAUAAAAUAACAUUUACACCUGCAAAAAUUUAUGAAACGAAUAGACCAGAGACAUUUGUAUUGACAUGUUUAAAUUUAGUUUUAUAG
This is a messenger RNA of Adineta steineri, 1242 nucleotides long. Lineage: Eukaryota; Metazoa; Rotifera; Eurotatoria; Adinetida; Adinetidae. The record is from the annotation of a GenBank genome assembly.